Mytilinidion resinicola is the source of this 906-nucleotide messenger RNA. Its product is annotated as kinase-like protein. Bases 244 to 906 code for a protein of 220 amino acids. Gene Ontology annotation, molecular function: ATP binding; protein kinase activity. The record is from RefSeq and is a predicted model, not a curated record. Gene Ontology annotation, biological process: regulation of cytokinesis; mitotic cell cycle; protein phosphorylation. Gene Ontology annotation, cellular component: nucleus; spindle pole; cytoplasm. NCBI's taxonomy places the organism in Eukaryota, Fungi, Ascomycota, Dothideomycetes, Mytilinidiales, Mytilinidiaceae. The transcript has a single exon.
UGACUUCGCUAAUUAGUGGCUUACAGAAAGAGGACACUAAGCACAACCUUUCCUUUCAAAGAUCAUUAUUUUCAUCCUGGCGCCCCCUACUACGCCUCACCUUUACCUCACUCCUCUCGUACCGACCUCACACCUCCUCUUCGACCGACCUCAUUUCCUCUUCUUCAAGUCGAUUGUACUAAGCGCUAUAUCAUCUUUCCGAGCGAUUGCUUGUCUAUUCCAUCGGAGACAUCGCAGAGGAAGAUGCAGGAGUCUGUUAUACAAUGGCCACUUGGUUUAGACAUCAAGGAUCUGGUUGGCGCAGGCGUUACGGCGAUUGUCGCGCGUCUUGAUGCCGUCGUCAAGUUCUUCGGGCCGUCGGAAUUGCACUUCUUCGAACGGGAGAAGCUCAUCUAUCAACGUCUUGGUCGCGACCACAACGGCAUCGUUCGAUAUUUUGGCAUCUUGGAAAAUGCUAUCAUCUUGCAGUUUGCUAGCCAGACCUCUAUUAGGCAAUACGUUGCAAGGCAGAAACAUGUUCCACUUUCUCUCAGGCUUCGUUGGGUCGAACAACUUUUCGAUGCAGUGCGGUUUAUCCAUUCAAGAAGCGUGUUGCAUGGCGAUAUAUCGUGCAACAAUGUUUUCCUUGAUGACAAUCUUGAUGUGAAGCUUGGUGAUUUCGCCGGCUCGGCUAUUGACGACCUACCACCCCCCCUCUCUCACCACACCACCCACCAACUCCCUGCCGAAGACACCCCAAACAGGAACGAAAGCUUCGCCCCCGAACAAACCAGUUACAACAAAAAGACUAGCGCGAAGCCAAAAAAAGAGCUAAAUAACCACCAGAAAUCACCAACAUACCACCAGACCCCCUAUCCUAACCGACAAGCAGGCACCCUAACAACGAACAAGAGCACGAGAUCCUGA